Messenger RNA from Paramuricea clavata, 4727 nucleotides. Lineage: Eukaryota; Metazoa; Cnidaria; Anthozoa; Malacalcyonacea; Plexauridae. The record is from the annotation of a GenBank genome assembly.
AUGGAGCAUCGCUUCAAGAGAGUCAACUACAACGAACUAAAAUGUCCCGUAAUUAUGGCAACGAAACUUUUUCUUUCAGUCUUUACCUCGUUAUAUUUUGGUGGAAUUAUUGUUGUUGCCAACAAAGAUAUUCCAUUUUGCCACAAACUAUGGAACGACCUUGGAAACGAUUUGGCAGACUGGCGUGAACGAUGCUUGGACGGAGAACGCGAAAAUAUUUCAUCACGUUGUCAAGCAGAAAAAGUAUAUUUUGAAGAGAGACGACGCAGCCACAGAAAAAUGUGUUUUUAUGAAGGUACGUGCAAGAUAAUGCAAAUGAUUAUUACUUGAAGUCUUGAAGGAACUGUGCAUGCAUGGUAUCGUCGUUUCUGGGAAAAGCAGAUAUACAUAGUAUUUGAAUGCAUGCUAGUAUUAGUGAAGGUAAUAGCAUGGUUUCAAGUGCAAUUUGGAUAUAACAUGCACGAAUGAGUUUUUCAAUGGCAUCAAAAUAACACGAGUCCGAAGGACGACAACCUCGUACCCAGGGCUUCUGUGCUUAUUGCUCUCAGAAGCCAUGGGAUAAUCCAAACCGGAACACCAUAGAACAGUGGUGCCCCCGGAAGCGGAAGUAAACAGUAGCUCCAGCUAAAAACGCUGACUGGGCAUAUUUUUACGCAAGGAGUGAGAGGGCAUUAUUUGUUGCAAUUUAUGAUAUAUUUGGACUUGUAAAGACGUCUUAAACUGCUUCUCGCGUGGCUUUUGGAAUUUAAAGUCAGGAAUGAUCAAUUUAGAGAUACAAUUAUGCGUAAAAUUAGCCCUUUGGCGAGCAAAAGAACAUCUUAUAUCGCGACAACAGCAUACCUUGUCAGCGAUAUACAGGGGCUAUUCAAUAAUUAAAGUAUAAAAAUAUAUCAAAAUUAACAGACUAGAAAUCUUACUGGUAACAUGGCUGGCUGCCGAUUAUCUUGGAUUUGAGGGUUUUGAACAAGAUAUUGCAAGAUUUAAUUAUAAAUGCACAAGAUAUACUGUACUGUAAACAUGCAUCUACUUGAAGAAUGUAAAAUAAACAGUGGUGAGUGAUGUAAUAUAAUUCUGUAAUUUUAUAUUUGGAAUACCUUUUUGGCAAAUCUUGAGAAUAAUGGCUUUGGGAAUCAAUGUUGAAAAUUCAAAACUGUCAGAUAACUGCAUGGACAGCAUGGUUAGAAGCAUACAUGUCAUCGGAUGAAACUCCAACUUUUGUUAAUUGCUGAUGUUCUAGUAUUGGAAUGAACAGUGUUAUAAGAACCAAUGGUGCUGAACUAAUUUGGGUUUAUCAUAAAAUAUUGUUUGUCAUUUAGUUCUGGCCAUUAACCUUACUUAUUAAGUUAUACAUUGUGUCUUACUUUUUAUUUUACUCUGGUGUGCACCCCCCCCUCCCCCAGGCUCUGGUCAACAGGGGUGCAUGGGGGGGGGGGGGUGCAAAAAUCACGUUUAUCCUAAUUCUAACCAACUUAUGUUAUGGAAUUCAGUUGCGUAUCACUAGUUGACAAUAGUGGAAUAGCCAAUAUUAAAUAUUCUGAAUUUUUAAAUGUUUUGAGAAUCUAAAACUUUUCCAGAAUGUUUUCUCAGAAUGCUGGAAAUGCCAUUUCAGAGACCCAAAUUUAAAAAAAUUUCCGUGGUAGUAUGCCCCCGGACCACCCUAGAAAUCUUGCUCGUUUCGCCAUUGGUUAGCACCCCCCAAAAAAACUUUGCUGAAUCCACCACUGCACCAGAUGAUUUUAUAUGUUGGGAUAGAUCAUUGGUGUUCAAUGGAUUAUCUCAUAAUACACACUAGUUUGUUAACCUACUCUGUCUAAUAAUCAUGCUAAUACCAUCAUUGGCAAUGGAAUUGAGCAGUGAUGUAGCCAGAAUUUCUAAUUAAGGCCUUCAAGGGGGACUGAAAUUCCCAGGAGGGGCCUGCACUAGUUUGAAUAAAGUUUGUUAGUAUGUAAAAAUAUAUUUGGACUCCCAAGCUAUCCAUGUAUAAUAUAGUACAAUGUAGACUUUUUAAAUUCUAGUUAAUAAAGUGCCAUUUUGGGGGGCUAUUUUAAUGUGUUUUGGUGAUUUGAAAUAACCUUGCAGUUAACACAUGUUAAACUCUAAUUAAUUACAAACAAGUUCAGAACAUUUAAAAUAUUUUGACCCCCCACCCCCUCUGGUUACACCACUGGAAUUGACUUGAGCCUUUUAGACCUCUGAAUUUUAGUUGCAACUUAGAACAGUACGUGUUCUGACAUACAAGAAAAUUGUAAGAAAAUUUAAAAUUUGUGCAAAAGUAUUUCUCAAAUAGGUCGUUCCACACUCCCCCCACAGAGGAAAUUUCUGCCGUUCAGAGGGGGAGGGGGAAAAUUUUUUCUGAUAAUAGUAAAUGUAUUAGGACAUCCAAAGGGGUAGAAGGGAUUAACUUUCAAUUUCCUCUGUGGGAGUGGUAUGGGUGUUUUCUGGAAUGACCCAAUAUAACUGUGCUUUUUUUUCUUUUCAAAUCUAAUCAAACUGUCAAAUUGUCAAUCCUUGUACAUGGGGAGGGGAAAUUUUGGAGAAAGAAAAAUUGUGACCAAUCAGGUUGGGGGUCCACCUGUAGCCCUGGUCAUAGGCAUACAGGACUGGGCUUAGUUGUUGGGCAGACUAGGCCAGUCGGGCAAUAUUUACUUCACAGUUGGGCAAUAUUGACUUAUUAUAAAAAUAAAUAUGAGAAAUUAUUCCCUCAAUAUUGGGGGAAAUAUGCUAUAUAAUGGUCGAAAAUUUAGUUCAUUUUGAUUAAUAGUCCUUUAAAAUAUGUGCUAUCAGCAGUUUCUUUACGGUAUUAAGUAACAGAUUACAAUGUUUGUACAUUAGAGACUUAGAGGCACUAAUAACUCAACAAUAAAUAGGCACUGAUACAAACUCUGAGCCAGUGCACCCAGCAUCCUCAAAUUGGGAAUAAUUUGUAAAUUUAAAUAUUUGUGUAUAAUUCAUAAUUUAUCCUAUUCCAAUACAAAAUGCAAUAAAUAUAGAACACACAAUUUAUCAAAUAAAGGUAAAAAAGGGAUUAAAAACUUUAUUAUGUAAUAUUUACAUUGAAUAUCGUGGUUGAAGUUGUAGAUUUAUACUUGAAAUUUCAAUUUUCGAACGAGAAAUGUUUCGCUUUUAUUAUGUUAAAUUUUGUACUUUGUUCGCCAUUCUUGCUUAUUUACAAAUACAAAUAGUCCAUUCCUUCUUUUGUUCUUUUCAAAAUAGCCCAGAAUUUGGUUUAAAAAAGUAUUUUCAUGCAAAAACCAGCAUUUAACUUUUGUAUACACUCCUUGUGAUAGCAGACAUGUUGCCAAAAUAUCACCCGGUUAAUGAAUAACUUCCCGUACUUUCAUUGUAUUCGCAUUGACCAAUCAAAUCACGUUCUGAGCUGGAUUAUCGCAGGGCUUCUGAGAGCAAUAAUCGCAGAAGCCCUGGGUACGAGGUUGGAAGGACGAGUGCUAUUUGACGUCUUUGAUAAACUCACGAGUGCAUGUUUAUCCAAAUUUAACGAUUUUUUUGUAAUCACAGUGCAAUUUUCUGCAAUCACAGCGCAAAAAUAUGUAACAAACUGAUCUUAUUGGUGGAAAAAUAUUCAGUGCUGAUUAAAUCAACCAAUCAAUUUAAAGAAAUUUAGAUUAAUUAAAGAUCAGAAGUAUCGGUUACAGAUUGCAUCAAAACAAAACAAACAUGGUGCCGCGCUUGAUAAAGUAAAAGUUGCCUUUUUGCGUGGAUAAUAUGGCUUUUAUCUUUAUUUUUGAAUGGAAAAGCAUUUACCUUAAACAAGACUAAGAAGAAUUAUAUUGUUGAGUGGAUUUUUCAAGCUGUUAGUGUUGCAUAAUGUGAUAUAUAACAAAGCCAAAAGACAUCCGUGGCGCGUCAAAUAAUUUUUAAUUAGGAAUAACUACACACUCACAUUUUGUGUUAAUUAACCAAUACGUUGUUGCUUUCUCAAUCUGAGUAACAAGUAAGGCAAUGCACAGUAUUUUUUCCGUUCUGAUCGAUAUUCUUUAAUUAAACAAAAUAUAGUUAUGGGUCAGCUGCAAAGGGUCUUAAUCACGACAUAGGUCAUUAUUAUCUGCUUCAGUUCCACCUCAGGAUAUUAUUCUUGAAAUAAUUUUCACACUCAUGGAAUAGGAGUGCACUGUUUCUCAUAACACAUGGCUGGCAUCACCAGCAACUGUAUCAUUGUAUAUUAAUUAAACUGCAAAAAAAAUUGCACUUUAAAAUAUAAAAGAAGAACUUAAUUAUACAUUAAUACGCUCUGUGAACAUUCUCAAUCAAUUAUUACGAGUAUCAUCCUUUCACGAUAAUACAGUUUAUUAUUUUGAAAUAGAAAAUAUUUUGCAGGUCCUUUCCCAGAGCCUUACUUGCUUGCUGUCAGUGAAACAAGAAUAGCAGUUGUUGAUCUAACAUCGAAUUAUUCAACAGUCGUUAUCGAUGAAGGCCAGGGUAUCGAAAACUUGAUAAUUGACCCUGUUGAAGGGAACAUGUAUUUCAAAAGUGGGACAAAAGUGUUCCGAGCGAAUUUUGAUGCCUCUCAAAAGGAAAUAAUAUAUCAAGAUGAAGAAAAUGCUAUACAAGUAUUUGCAUUAGACUGGAUAAGACGACACAUGUUCUGGGUGGAUUCAAAGAAAACGAAAUCGGUAUUUGUGGGUAAUGUGAGCCUCUCUAACGGAACAGAUUUCCAUGGUAGUGAAAACAACAUCACAGGUUUGGCUGUCGAUCCUAAUACAGGGUAA